UCACCUAUCUGCUCCGCCCCCAUCAAAGUGCAUUAAACAAAAAAUGGCAGCUUCAACCCUGGCAAGCGGAUUCCCGAAGCUCUGCUACUCCACCCCAAGUCACUGCCGAUUACAUCCCGCUACUAAGCUUCAAGACACAGCAAAGUUUCUCGUCGACGCCAAAUUCUGCUCUUCAACCACCUCCUGUCAACGCUCAUUUCGCAUUCGAGCUGUUGACUCCCAAGCAGAGGAAGAAAAUCCAAGCUUGGAUGAACCCAAUGCUGGUUUCAUACCUCAGGAAGAUUUGAAUUAUCUUUGGAAAUUAGGAGCUGGUUCUGUUGUAGGUGCAGCUAUAAUAAAGUACGGAAGCAUCCUUUUUCCGGAGAUUACCAGACCAAACAUCUUACAGGCUUUGGUCAUGAUAUCAACACCAGUUAUUAUUGCUGUUUUAUUGUUGAUAAAGCAAAGUCGUGUUGAGCAAUGAAGGGCGAGAGCUGCCAAUAGUACUUUAUGUAAUCUGUUGGUUCUAGAGAAUUUCUAUUAACAUUUAUGCAGUUGCAAAUGAAUUGCUCAAGUUUGUGAUUGAAGUUGAGCUGAACAUAGAGUGAUAAUUGAAGAACCCAAGUGCGCUUUCAAAAUAUUCAAACAUUAAUAUAGGUAUCAGCCACAUCUUAAAGAUUUUCA
Molecule: messenger RNA, 663 nt
Organism: Theobroma umbraticum
Lineage: Eukaryota; Viridiplantae; Streptophyta; Magnoliopsida; Malvales; Malvaceae
Product: homoserine O-acetyltransferase
Source: RefSeq, a predicted model, not a curated record